Messenger RNA from Mytilinidion resinicola, 903 nucleotides. RefSeq names its product alpha/beta-hydrolase. The record is from RefSeq and is a predicted model, not a curated record. The coding region runs from base 1 to 795 and encodes 264 amino acids. The transcript has 2 exons. NCBI's taxonomy places the organism in Eukaryota, Fungi, Ascomycota, Dothideomycetes, Mytilinidiales, Mytilinidiaceae.
AUGAAUCCCAAACCUACCGUGGCCAUCUGCCCUGGCGGAUGGCCUUCAGUCGAAUUCUUCCAACCAGUCAUGCAGGCGUUCGAAGCAAAAGGCUAUCCUACAGUUUGGAGCAUCUCACCUGGCUAUCCCGAACAUGACCCAGCCAAGAUGCCACCCAUGAACCUCGAUGCGAAGCACCUACGCGAGAAAGUCCUGAUGCCACUUGUCGAGGAAGGGAAAGAUGUCGUCCUGUUCAUGCACUCAUACGGAGGCAUUUACGGGCCGUCCGCAGUGGAGGGAUUAAGCAAGAAGCAGAGGACCGGAAAUGGGCUGAAGGGGGGAGUCAUCGCGCUGCUCUGGGUGGCCGCCUUUGUGGCUCGGAAAGGAACGUCGGCAAUGUCGGCCAUGGGCAUGGAUCCAAACAAUCUUCCUGAUUGGAUUGAUUACGAUGAAUCUACUGGAUGGGUCGUGAUUCCAAAGCAGCAAGCAAAAGCCAUGCUUUUCCACGAUCUUCCUGAAGAAGAAGCCGAGAGACUGGCCAAUGCACUCCCCAGGCAGCCAUACUCCUGCUUCUCCUUGCCCGUCCACUAUGACCCAUAUGACGACCCGAACUUCCAGGGCUCCUUUGGGUACAUCUUCACAGAGGCAGAUAGGAUACUCCCUUAUGAGCUCCAGCAGAAGUUCGUCGAGAUUGGAGGUAUUAAGAAGACGAUGAUCUUGAAGGGCUCAUCCCAUUCCCCACACCUCGAACAGCCGGUUCAGUUGGUGGAACAUCUUGUGGACUUAUUGGGAGAGGUUACAGGCGAUGCGAAGUAGAGGGAUAAGCUGGGACGGAGAUUGAUUCCGAAAGGUUGCCUUGGAGGAUAGUAUACAUCUCUAGCUGCGAUCCAUUGUGCCUCUGAGCGAAAUAUAAACAGCUACCAG